UCAUUGUUUCUUUGCCAGCUCCUUUAUUGUGUUUGUUUUUAUAGGUAUUUGGGCGCCAAUUCUGUGCAAAGUACUGGUUUAUCCGUUAUUAAAAGCAAUUAUAGGAAAAUCAUUUAAGGCAUUAACUAUCUUAGUAAUAUUACAAAAAGUGAGAAUUUUAAUAAUUAUAAAUUAUAGAAAUGAGUACCCAAGCCAUGGUGGAUGUAAAGACUCCAGUUGCUCUAACGCACUCUUCUUCAGAGAAGUUGUCGCGCCAUGAAAUGUUGCGUUGGAUUAAUACAACCGUCCAAGGCGAAUAUACGAAAAUUGAGGAGCUCUGCUCAGGUGUUGCUUAUUGCCAAAUUAUGGAAAUACUCUUCCCAAAUUCGGUCGGUAUGAAAAAGAUAAAAGUGAGUGCAAAAUUGGAACAUGAAUUUUUGCACAAUUUAAAACUCUUCCAAAUGGCGUUCACACGUAUAAACUACGAAAAGUCCGUGCCCAUUGAACGUUUGAUAAAAGGACGAUUUCAGGAUAACUUCGAAUUUCUGCAAUGGUUCAAGAAGUUUUAUGAUGUGCAUGCAGCCGGUAAAGAAAAUGUGAAGCUUCCAAAUACGCAAAAGCAGCAAAUUAAUCUCAAGGCAAAAACGACGAAAAAAUUACUAAACCGAGUAGUUUCGGAAAUGACACCACCAACAGCGAAUUCAACGCAGCUUAACGUGGAUGAAAAUGGUUCACCAAGAAGCUUAAAAUAUUUGCAAGAGACUCGGGAUAAACUCGCUGAGCAGACCUCUGCAAUAUUAAAUGAGAGAAAUUUUUAUUAUAAAAAACUAAUCGAUGUGGAAAAUGUUUUGAAGGAAUUCACAGAUCACGACGAGCUGUGUGAGCGUGCAAUGGCCAUAUUAUAUGCUACCGAUAGUGGAGUUCCAGAAAAUGGAAACAAUGAAUCGGGAUGCGACACAGCGGAGUUGUAAAUUUUUAUGUUCUUUUUUUUUUGUAAAACAUUUAUUUUUACAUAUUGUAUUUU
Bactrocera oleae (olive fruit fly) is the source of this 1003-nucleotide messenger RNA. Its product is annotated as microtubule-associated protein RP/EB family member 3. The record is from RefSeq and is a predicted model, not a curated record. Lineage: Eukaryota; Metazoa; Arthropoda; Insecta; Diptera; Tephritidae. Gene Ontology annotation, cellular component: cytoplasmic microtubule; microtubule organizing center; microtubule plus-end. Gene Ontology annotation, molecular function: microtubule plus-end binding. Gene Ontology annotation, biological process: regulation of microtubule polymerization or depolymerization; protein localization to microtubule; spindle assembly.